Etheostoma spectabile (orangethroat darter) is the source of this 1475-nucleotide messenger RNA. It is a transcript of the gene cnih1, whose product is annotated as cornichon family member 1. Gene Ontology annotation, biological process: vesicle-mediated transport. The coding region runs from base 141 to 623 and encodes 160 amino acids. The transcript has 6 exons. The record is from RefSeq and is a predicted model, not a curated record. NCBI's taxonomy places the organism in Eukaryota, Metazoa, Chordata, Actinopteri, Perciformes, Percidae.
GUGGCACUAAUGUAACCACAAGGAUAUAAGCUAGCUAAAAACUCACUGAAGAAGAAGACACAUCUCAAAUCAGUUGCGAAGCUGCUGCCUGCAUCACCUGCCGACCGAGCCAGGAACAUACUAGCAGAACCGGAGAAAAAAUGGCGUUCACAUUCGCGGCCUUUUGUUACAUGCUCGCUCUGCUGCUCACGGCGGCGCUUAUCUUCUUUGCUAUCUGGCAUAUAAUAGCAUUUGAUGAACUGAAGACUGAUUACAAGAAUCCUAUAGAUCAGUGUAACACUUUAAAUCCGACAAUUGAAAAGGUCAAAAAGAUUAAAAGAGUCAAAAUUGCAAUAAAGCUGGUGCUUCCAGAGUAUCUCAUUCAUUUCUUCUUCUGUGUGAUGUUCUUCUGUGCGGCUGAGUGGCUCACCCUCUGUCUCAACUUACCACUGCUGGCUUAUCAUGUCUGGAGGUACAUGAGCAGACCUGUGAUGAGCUGUCCAGGACUCUAUGAUCCAACAACCAUCAUGAAUGCUGACAUCCUGGCCUUCUGUCAAAAAGAAGGCUGGUGCAAACUGGCUUUCUACCUCCUGUCAUUCUUCUACUAUCUCUACGGGAUGAUUUAUGUUCUGGUGAGCUCCUAAACCGGAUGAUAAAGGAAAAGGACUGACCAGAUACUAUGAUCUUAGUGCUGGAACACUGGACCUGCUGGAGACCAUAGAUCCAGCAACACAAGACGCCAUUUCAAGCGGACAAACUCUCGACCCCCCCUCCACACGCAGCGCCAUUUUGAAAACAUUUAGCCUGUUUUAAGAGAAUAUCUUGGUUGCAGCGUUCCUCUCAUAGCACUAUAGUGAACAUUUUAUGGAAAAUGAGGACAAGCCUGAACGGAAGUUUUCCCACCCUUUUUUAUUUUUUAAUGUUAUAGUGAUUUUGAUGCUUGGGAUUUAAAUAAAAAGAAUAAUUUAAUCUUGAUUCCCAACUUUUGAGUGUUUACAAAAUUAGGUAGACUUUUUCAGGUUUGCAUUAUCUGAGAAUCUGAGCUGUGUGCUGAACUGUAUUAGCUUUUCCUGUGAAUUAGAUUCUGGGCUUUAACAGCUAACUUAUACCUGCAGUGGGAUUCAUUGUUAUAACUAAAACAAAUAGUUAAAUGCAAACUAGACUUCUGUUAUUGCUCACAGAUACAUAGUCUUAAAACAGACAUUCUGGGACUUGUACAGUGAGGGCUGAAGUGCAUAAGUUAUCACUUAGUGAAACGUGUUGCACAGGGACAAUCGGUCUGGUCGUCACAUCCGUUUUCAAACUGAUGUGUUCUAUCCAUACUUCAGACUUAUCAUCACAUUCAAAUGUAAUCCCUGUUGAAAUCGAUGGCAAUAUUUGUUUCCUUACGUGUGAACACAGUAGCCAGAGAUGUGUAUGUGACCUGUAUUCAUCGCCCUCACAGCUAUCAAUUAAAGGUAGACUCAACAGUAAAAUUAUAUAUAUUCAGCAUUAGG